CUCAGGAUGGCCCGUACCAUGGAACCACUGGCAAAGAAGAUCUUUAAAGGAGUUUUAGUAGCUGAAUUUAUGGGCAUUUUUGGAGCAUAUUUUUUGUUUAAUAAGAUGAACACAAGCCAAGAUUUCAGGCAAAUAAUGAGCAAGAAAUUUCCCUUCAUCUUGGAAGUUUAUUACAAAUCUAUUGAACAGUCUGGAAUGUAUGGAACCAGAGAGCAAGACCAAGAAAAAUGGCUGGGUAACAAAAAUUAA
Messenger RNA from Castor canadensis (American beaver), 249 nucleotides. The record is from RefSeq and is a predicted model, not a curated record. Lineage: Eukaryota; Metazoa; Chordata; Mammalia; Rodentia; Castoridae.